AUGGCGAAACCCACCUUAUUGUUCUUCUUCGCAAACCUCAUUUUCCCUCUCUUCAUAAUCACCUCAUUAAACGUCUCCCCAAUUUUCUGCUACAGAGCCUGGCGGAGGCCGCCAUUCCCUUAUCGCCGCCCACUCCCGCCGCCGCCGCCCACUCCACCGCAGCCGCUGCCCCACAAGAUCUCCACGGUCCUCAUCUUUGGCGACUCCACGGUGGACACGGGCAACAACAACCACCUCUCCACGGUCUUCAAGGCCAACUUCCCGCCGUACGGGCAGGACUUCCCGGGCCACGUGGCCACGGGCAGGUUCUCGAACGGGAAGCUGGUCCCGGACUUCCUGGCCUCGAUGCUCGGGAUCAAGGACACGGUCCCGCCGUACCUCGACCCGGGCCUGAGGCCCCGGGACCUGCUGACCGGGGUCAGCUUCGCGUCGGCCGGGUCGGGCUACGACGAGCGGACCAGUACCGGGUUCACGAACGUGAUCCCGGUACUGAAGCAGGUCGACCUGUUCAGGAGGUACAUCGAGCGGGUGGAAGGGCUCGUCGAGGAGGCGCAGGCGCUCGAGAUCGUGAACGCGGCGCUCGUGCUCGUCGCCGCGGGAACCAACGACAUGACGUUUAAUUUCUACGACGUACCGUCGACGACGAACAGGAGGGCCGAGUUCAAUCUCAGCGGGUACCAUCAUUUCCUCCAGAACAACCUAGGGAUCUUCGUUAAGGAACUGUACACUCUAGGAGCCCGGAGAAUGCUAAUAACAGGGCUCCCUCCGAUCGGCUGCCUGCCGAUCCAGAAGGCAACCAGGAAUUCCCAAUCCUGCGUAAAACAACAGAACAAAGACGCUCUUUCCUACAACAAGAAGCUCAAGAAACUGCUCCCCAUCCUGCAAUCGGAGCUCCCCCGCAGCAGGUUGAUCUUCGGGGACAUUUACAAGCCGUUCCUCGAGAUGAUCCGAUUCCCCAAGAAAUAUGGAUUUGCAGAGGUGAGCAGAGGAUGCUGCGGAACAGGGAGGUCGAUGGAGAGGUCGAUGCUGUGCAAUCGGAAGACGCCGAAGUGCCACAAUGCUUCUCAGUACGUGUUUUGGGAUAGCAUCCAUCCUUCGCAGGCGACUUACGAGCUUGCUUCGAAAAGGAUUCUGCUGCGUCUGCUUCCUGAAUUGACAUGAAAAAACAGGGGGAUUCUUGCUCUGUUUCUUUUCCAUGGAAUUGUCACAGAAUUUGUCCGGGUGCAGUUUCAGUAAUAAUUUGAUGAUGAUUAUUAUGAAGGCCAUAAAAAUUUAAG
Molecule: messenger RNA, 1277 nt
Organism: Linum tenue
Lineage: Eukaryota; Viridiplantae; Streptophyta; Magnoliopsida; Malpighiales; Linaceae
Source: the annotation of a GenBank genome assembly